AUGGCAGAUAUUGGGGAUCAACCAGUGCAGACACCAGCUACACUAACAGCUGACAAGACAAAUCCCGAACCCCUUCCAACGACAAUCAUAGAAGACCGACCCAAAGAUGUUCACAUCGCCAUGCCAGAAUCGUCCAAAACCAUUGACACAAUAAAGUCUAACAAAAAAUCCAACCCGAUAAAAAAGCUCGAUGAGUUCAUUUCACAUCUGAAUCGGGUUAUGCACACUCGCGAUAGCCAUGAUGCCGUCAUUCUGUUUCUAGCUUGCGCGACACAUUUUAUCGCAACCGCACUCGAAACUUCAGUAUCCGAACGAUUGAUCCAGUGGAUUACCAGGCUCAGCAGCUUGUUAUUAAAAAACAUGCCGUCGAGACUAUCUACAUCAUUACCAUUUUCCAAGCUGGGUUCGCAUAUGACGACAGCUAGUGCCUACAAACUAUUUCUUGCUGAGCGGGCGAGAGCAGUUUCCAAUAUCUUUGAUGAUUGGCAAAUCAUAACACGAUUAUGGGGACUGCUUGCGAUAUGGGCUGAAUCUAAAGAGUAUAUUGUGAGCCUCAUGAGGACAAGAGACGUGAACAAGGAACGUAACGAGAACCCGAAAGAUUAUCUUGUCAGCAAAGCAAUCAGAGCCACAUAUAUCCUUGGGUUGCUUAGCUACCUUAGCUUCGAGAACCUGGCAUGGCUUACGAGACGCGGCGUGCUCAGAAAGUCGGAAAAGAGGGAAUCGAAGCUUAUGAUUUGGUCAUUGAAGGGAUGGGGUGUCUACGUCUUUGCUGAACUUGCACAGCUAUUUCACGACCGUUCGUUAAAGAAUCGUGGAUUUAAGGACGAUGAUGAGGGUUCUGCAGUACAAUGGAGAAGAAAGCUUGUGCAGAUGCUGAUAUAUGGCCCAGUGACAGUUCAUUGGAUCAAGGGUGGAGGAAUAUUCCCAGAAGUGGUUGCUUCCUUCUUGGUAGCCUAUGCCGAGUACAUAACAGUUCAAGGGUUGUGGAAAGAUGUUGCUUAG
Molecule: messenger RNA, 1005 nt
Organism: Fusarium venenatum
Lineage: Eukaryota; Fungi; Ascomycota; Sordariomycetes; Hypocreales; Nectriaceae
Source: RefSeq, a predicted model, not a curated record